GUUGUAUAUUAACAAAUUAUAACAAAUUUGUAAACUAAAACAUUUAAAAUCAUCUCUAAAAGCUUAUCAAAAUCAUAAGUUCGAACAUUUGAAUAUAUAUUUAUGAGAUUGUAUAUAUAUCACUCUUACAAGUUACAAUCUCUACUACCAUCUCUAUUUAGACAUUAGAGUAAAUGUACUUACGAGAUUAUACCUCUUACACUACGUCUACAAUCGCUACCGCCACCUCUAUUUAAGCUUCUCUGUCUUACAAUAUCUUGCUUAGUACUCAGCAUUGUCUGAUUAAGCUGUCGUACAAAACAAGUCAGCUAUUUAGUUAGGGUUUGGUCGGCAAUUAAAUAAUCUAUCAACCUAAUUGGCUCUCAAUCGGAAAAUGAGCCGAGGUGGGAGCUUUGGAGGCGGACAAAGCUCGUUAGGUUAUCUUUUUGGGUCAGACAAUGAGAUUCCAAAAACUCCCGCUCCACCGGUAGCCCCAAAGCCUGCACCACCGUACGGUGUAGAUUCCACAGAGGAGGACCAUGAAGCUGACCAAAAACCCAAGAUCUCUAACAACAACUACCAAAGAGUUCAGGGCCAAAACUCCGGCAACUUCGUCACCGAUCGUCCAACGACGAAGGUGAAAUCGGUUCCUGGUGGAGGCUCAUCUCUAGGAUACUUGUUCGGAGAUAAGUGAAGAAAUGAAAAUGAAGUUAAAAAACUAGGGUUUGUAUCUCUCUAGUGAGGCUUUUACUCUAUAUCAUACGUACGUAAUGUAAUGUGGAGAUCCCUAUCUAGAUCUCUACACAUCACUUAUUUAUAUUUACGUAUGAAAAUGUGUGUUUUGAGUUAACAGUUAAUUACUUUCAACUUGUGGAAAAAGGGUUUCUAGUCAAUAUUUUCAGCAAUAUAUAUGUACUAUAUAAGUAUUGAACAUUGGACAUUAACUGAUCUGUCCUUGCAUUACGUGAUUAAGUGAAGUUUCUUCACUCUUUAGUAUAUCGGAAAGUGAAGCUUCUUCUUUUGCACAUGGGUGAUGGGUAUACAUUUUAUAACUCGGAUCAUUCGUGAAACCUAGAUAUUAACAGAAAAGAAAAA
This is a messenger RNA of Arabidopsis thaliana (thale cress), 1074 nucleotides long. RefSeq names its product SPIRAL1-like5 (gene SP1L5). The record is from RefSeq and is marked reviewed. Gene Ontology annotation, biological process: cortical microtubule organization. The transcript has 2 exons. NCBI's taxonomy places the organism in Eukaryota, Viridiplantae, Streptophyta, Magnoliopsida, Brassicales, Brassicaceae. Bases 374 to 673 code for a protein of 99 amino acids.